Molecule: messenger RNA, 5930 nt
Organism: Schistosoma curassoni
Lineage: Eukaryota; Metazoa; Platyhelminthes; Trematoda; Strigeidida; Schistosomatidae
Source: the annotation of a GenBank genome assembly
GGAAGUAAAAAUAAGAGUGCAAAUUAAUAAUGUUUUUUUUUAACGUUAAUGUGUGUGUAAACUGAGAACUAUUGAAUGCAUAAUUGUAAUCAUAAAAUAAUCAAAUUGAUUUCUAUCACAACAACAGUGCAUGUGAAAUAAACAGGUCUAAUUACUCAUUAAUGAACGUUUGCUAAGGGGUGACUAGCUGUUCAGGUUGUUCUGAUUAGCUCCUGUUAGAAAUAUUUCUUUAUGAAUGCAAACCCUUUUUUGAAGCAUUUUGUAAUUAUUUUUUCAUAUAAACUCCGUUACAGAUGAAGUUUUGAAUGUGAACAAGGUGAUGAGGAAUAUUGUGACUCCCCAUUCGUUCACACUGUGGAAGAAUACCUUUUCUUGUAGCAACUGAAGUAGAGAAUGCUUUAAGAGUGGUCUUGACAAUGAGAGAGCGUGAUUACAGAGAAAAAGGCAUAACAGUUUGAGACCGGUUAGUGAGGUACUAUAGAUAUGCUAGCUUUAUACUCCCCAGACCUUACAGCUUUCAAUGGAAAUCCGAGAAGUGAAAUGAGGUGUCCUAUUUUUUGUUCCGAACUUUUCUUACUUUCUCCUUUGAUUGCACGAUCUCAACAUCGUUGAAGACGAUCGUUGUCAAAAAACAAAACCUUACUACUGUCACAACCCGGUACAGUUAGAAAUCAAAAUUCACCCUGGGAUCAUGAGUUUGCUUGUUUUAUGCUUACCGCAUUCCAAUAAACUUGGAUGGCAUGCUAGGGUCUAAAAUAACAAGUAUUCUAUCCAGUUAAGCUUGAAUGAGUCUUCAAGAUAGGUAAUCUCAGUCACUACGUUAAGGAAGAAGCUACAAUAGGGUUACUAUCAACUGACAAUUUAUGCAUAAAGAAUAAAAAUCAAGGGAAAGCGGGACAACUGUUAAAUGCUAAUUCUGAUUUAUCCAGUAUUGUCAAGUUAUGACUACCCGUGAGAUGUGAACCAGGACUCAGAGACCUUCAGUUAAGUAUAAUAUCUAUAGAUCACUGAGAGUUGGGGUCGAGUGAGUCAUCAUUUUUUCAACUCCAAUCAGUUUAUGUCCUACUAUAUUACACAUCCAAAUUAUACAUAAUUUCAAUUAUUCAGACUUAAAUGUUUAAUUAUUACAAUUGCAUAACUUACUUUGAAUGGGAAAUGAAGAGGGACGUUUUACACCUCGAAUGAAUCCUAUUAUUGUUGGUCUAAUUGUUCAGCAUCCAUUUUCUUUCUGGACAACACCAUUAGAGCUUAAUCCAUGUAGAAUGUAUAUAUGUUUACUUUUAUUCAUCUUUUUAUCUUACGUUAUGGGAAUUUACCCACUUUAAUAUUUUAUACUUCAAGUACAAUCCAAAGAUUUAUACUCGGUCCAAUUUUUAUGGCAAGAAUUUUAAUAACUUUUGUAAAGCAAUCAUAUAAAUGUAUAUAUCAUUUAUUCUGGGGUAUUUUUUAGAGUUUUUGUUAUAAUCUAGUCGAAUUACCGAUCGGAUUUUGUUUUCAACCCUUGCUCUUUACCAUAUUUGUGUUUUUCAUCCAACUUGUUAAGUUCAUUUAUACCAACAUGUAUAUAACAGCUAAAUAUAGAUAACACUAGCCGCUAGAAAUUAAAUUUUCACUAAAAACUAAACUCUACUAUAGAUGGGAAAUAGCUAGCAGUGAAAUUUAGGACACAUGUUUCGUCCUAUUUCAGGCCGUCCACCCGGAUGUACCAGCAUUCCAGAGUUUAAUGUUCACUAAAGUAGUCGAACUAAGUACCGUUCACUUCAAAUGCCUUUGUGUUAUUCACUUAUCUACUUAGACGAUACAGCCGCCUACUUGUUCGACGUGUAUGAGAUUUAAUUCAGUUUGAAAUGGUUUGAAUUAUCGCUUUAUUGGUAUUUCUGACUACUAACCAAGGCUGAUCAAAUUUCAGUCAAAAAUAUCAACAGUGAGAUAACUCAAACCAUUUCAAAAUGAAUUAAAACUCUACUGUAUAGCAUGGACCUGAUAAAUGAAGUACUGAAUACAACACACUUAUUGUACAUUGUUUAUCAGUAUUAAAUUAUUUAGAAUGUCGAUAAAUUAUUUCUUUACUAAACAUCAUAGGUCAAACUAAUUUGUCCAUUGGUUGGAAAACAAAAAGUUAAAUCCUGGCUAUGGCGUGAACCAGUACUACCAAGUUCAACAGAAUAUGCUCAAUUACCACAAGGUCGACCACCAAGUCGUACUGUUACAGCUAUUAAACCAGGUUUACAUGAAGGUAAACAUGUAGAAAUUGGUUCAGAUUUGUCAUGGGCACGUAUUGUUGAUCCUUUAUCACCGGAAGCCCCGAUAAAAUUAUGGUGUCAAUUUACAAUGCCCUCUCCAUGGGAUAAUAAAGAUCCAAUUAUUGCAUACUAUGAAAUUGAUUGGGAAUUAUAUGAACCAAUUUCACCGCAAAUUUAUAUUCUACCAGGUGAUAAAGAGUUUAACUUUGAAGAGAUAAACCAAAAUCUCUCAAAAUCUAUUCUAUCUAAUCAACAAUUAAUAAAUCAAGAUCAACAUACAACCAUUGCUCACAGUAUUAAUGCACAAAUUGAUGAAUCUAUUAAAUUGGCUAAUUUGAAAAGCCCAAAUAAAUCAAUAUUAUUAGAGAAUAAACCAGCUCGUAUCGCGUGUCGAUUUCGUUCGAUUCCAUUAACUGGUAUACCAAAUCCACAAUCAAAUUCAUUGAGAAUACAAAAUGUUUAUUGGUAUCGUAAUGGCCAAUCAGUUCAUGUUCCACCAUUCUACGUUGAUAAUUCAUUAAUUACUCCAUAUGGUUUAUCAAUUUUAUCUGUUCGUGCCUAUCCAACUAUAUUUAAUUUUAGUCAAAUUGGUGAUGAGAAAUCAUCAACAGUAACGGUGGUUGGAAGUAGUGAUAAAUAUAAAUUACCUAUUGAACAUUUAACUUGUUCCGUAAUAAGUCGAGUGAAAGAAACACCAAUUUACAAGGUUACAACAAAUGCAAGUCUACAAACUGAAAUCAUUCUUGUUCCACGUAUAAUACAUACAGAGUUAUUAUCAGCUGAAAGAAGUUUAGAAGAUGCAAUUAAAUUGACCUGUACAGCUAUAGCGAAUGGACCACCAAAUAUGCGUAUUGAUUUUGCUUCAACAGAUCAACCAUCUACAAAUAAUGGUCCGACUCAAUGGGAAUCAUUAAAAUCACGAUAUGGAUUAAAUAUAAGACCACGACAAGUUGAUCCAACUAAUCCAUUAAUACAUCGUCUCGUAAUUGAUAUUUCUGAUCUUAAACGUAGUGAUCAUGGUGUUUAUCGAUGUACAGUUUGGAAUCAAGCUGGUGAAGCACAAGCAAUCGGACAUGUUUUAGUACAUUCUGAACCACAAUUAGAAUUAAUGUCAUUUGGGUAUAAUUAUUUUCUAGGCCAUAAACCAUGGAAAGCAUCAUGUGUUGUAAAAGGUUAUCCAUUGGCAGGACAAUAUACAAAUAACAGUCAGAUUAACCAACAUAAGAAUCGUGAACAAUCCAUUGAAACAAAUGAUUCAAUCAUCACUGGAAAACAAACUGCUGAUAAAGAUAGUGGUAUUCGUGGAUUAGGACAUACAGAUCAUAAUCAACAAUCAAAUUCUAACAGUGUAACAUCAUCAAUAAGAAUGAAAAUUUUCAAUAUAGAAGGAGAACCAUUAGAUCGUGUAGAAAUUAAUCAAAUUGACUAUAAAUCAGGAAAAUUCACCGGAAUUAAUGCCACUUAUGAAAUUCAUAUGAAUCAACGUUAUGGACGUGAAGCUAUUGUACGCUGUGAAUAUACACAUAUAGAUAAUAGAACAAUUUAUCGUGAAACAUUUCUACGUGAAGCAACAAAACCAACUGCACCAAAUAUUACUGUUUUAUGUACUGGUCCACGUGCAAUUGUAUUCGGAAUAACAAAUCCCAAAUUAAAACCUGACAAUAUGCCUACAGAACGUAUUGUUACACAAAAGGUUAUAUUUGCACCUGCAAAAACAUUUCAUUUAUCAUCUACAUUGGCAAGUUUAUCGGUUUAUUUAGAUUCAGAAGGACAACCGUCUGCAUCACCAGCUAAUGAUAAUGAUCCAUUAGAUAGAACUAUAUUAAAUUCAAUUAGUGCACAACCACAAACUGCUGUUAUACCAGUGAAAAAUUUAAUACCAGAUACGGAAUAUGUAUUUGAAUGGUCAUCUGGUAAUGAAUUCGGUUUAAGUGUAAUGAUACAAUUUACUUUAUGGACUAAAAAACUUGAAACUGCACCAACAAUUAAAAAUAUUGUAUUCUUGAGUCCUACAUCUCAAUAUCUUCGAUUUUCUACAUUUCUGGGUGAUCCAUGCCCAUAUGAAGGUGGUGCAAGACCAGAACUAUCAGAUUUAUUAGUUAGAUAUCGUUUAGCUAAAUCUAAUUCUACUUAUGAUCCGACACAAUUAAUUGGUUAUGGAGAUUGGUCUGAUGUGGAAGUUUGUAAAAAUUUAGCUUCAGCAUCAACACUUGAUAUAAAUUAUUCAAAUAAUAAUCAAAAUGAUAAUAUUGAAAAUUUUAAUGUUGUUGGUACAGAAGAAGAUGAAUAUACUGGCAUUAAAUGGGCUGGUGAUAAUCCAAUACCAUGUGAAAUACCAGUACCAGAUACCCAAGUAAUUUAUGAAAUUGAAGUUGCGACAAGAAAUCGAUUUGAAAAAUCUGAUUGGUUCAAAACAUUCUAUCGUCCAAAUGCUGUUGUAUCAGCUGCAUUAUUCUGUUAUCCAAAAUGUUCAGCUAUUAUGUGUAAUCUUUCUGGAAUAUUCAUAAUUCUAAUAUUUCUAUGCUCAUUUAUUCAUUAUUUAUAACAAAAUGAAGCCAAUCCAUUCAAUUUUUGAUGUUAAUUCCAUGAAUUCAAAAGAAAGACAACAAAAAUAAAUGUCAUCAGUCUCAAAUAUACUUACAUUGUCCAAUUAUACAUGAGUGUAUUCAAGAAGUGGUAAUGUUCCUUUAUGUUUUUGCAUCAAGUUCAUUUUUGAAUAUUUCAAACAUAAACCUUUUUUUUUAAAAAAAAACAGCACUUCAUGCAUUUAAUUUUGAGAAGAAAAAAAAGAAAGGAAAAGUACCCAAAAUACCGAAACAAAUAAAAUUCAUUUAUCAUGUAAAAUAUAAAAACUCACCUGAAAUAGUUCUAUAUAAGGGAAUCAGCAUUCUUUAUGUUAAGCAUUUAUUUUAUCUAUAUUAAGCAUGCUAAUUUUAACCAAAAAAUAAUAAUAAUAACCCCUUGAAAAUUUUAAUUUAUUCUUAUUUUUUAACCAGAGUUCUUUUUUUGUUGUUGUUUAGCGUAUCUUUUAUCAUUUACCAUUAUUAUUAGUAUAGUUGAGCUACUGUCUCAUUUUUUUGUAUAGAUAAGAUUUGAGUAAUAAACAUUUAACUACUGAUAAGUAGUAUGAAUCACCGAAGUAAAUUUAUAAGCUGUUAUUAAAAGUUUCUGUUUGGUAACUGGAAAAUCCAUGUCAUUUUUGUUCUUGGUCUUUUUUUUGGAAAAAAAAUUGCAGGUAUAAAUGAUUGAUAUCAUUGUUUAUUCACUUUCUUAAGUUCCAGGAUUUUUUUCUCGCUUUAUGCAUGACUUUUCGUGAACUCUUUCUUAUUGAAAUAUACUCUGUUAAUGGGUAAUCCUACAGUUAGCAUAAUAAAAAUAUUUCAAUUUUUUAGUCAUUUUGCAUUAAAUUUAUCAAACUGAUGAAUUGCCAAGCAAAUUUGUUCUUUAUCUUUGUACUCAAUGAUUAAGAAGAAAUGAAUCAAGUAGGAACUAUAAAACAAUCGUUCUUGAAUAUGUAUUUAAAUAAUUGAAUUAACUAACAUGUACAGUGGUACUAAACAACUAAAGUCCAAUAGAAAUGACUAAACGCAAUUGAACUGAAAUGAUAUUUCUUUAAUGAAGAUGAGUGUGUAUUGAUGUUUAAUGAAAUAUAUAUGUUAAAUUAACUUUAUCGAAGUAUUCUAAACG